This is a messenger RNA of Perkinsus marinus ATCC 50983, 188 nucleotides long. RefSeq lists its product as hypothetical. Lineage: Eukaryota; Perkinsozoa; Perkinsida; Perkinsidae. The record is from RefSeq and is a predicted model, not a curated record. The transcript has a single exon. The annotation marks the transcript as partial.
AUGAGCUCAGCUGAAGAUUCUCGGAAAGCCACCACGGCCCCUUCGCUCAGUGACGAAGAUUACGGGAAGAUCCAGAAAGCGAUGGACGAGGGUCGAUACCCGUGCAACAACGGCAAUUUCAACCUCACCACUGGGAGAUGUGUCUGCGAGAAGAACUAUGUUCACCUCAUCUAUGAAGAUCGAAUAGA